AUGUCGAAGCAAACUAUCUUCAUCACCGGCGGUUCUGGCUACAUUGGCUCCGUCAUCAUCGAAUAUGCCAUCGCCCAGGGCUACUCAGUCAACGCCCUUUCCCGCUCCGAGUCCAGUGACACCAAGCUCCGCGGCCUUGGAGCUAACCCUGUCCGUGGCGACAUCAAGUCCAUCGACGUUCUUACGCGUGAGGCUUCCAAAGCCGACAUCAUCAUCAACAUGGCCGACGCCAUAGCCUCCAACUGGAACAUUCCGCAAGACGAGCGCUGGGCUCUCAACUACGCCGCUAACGACGCCCUUGCCGCCGGCGUAAAAGGCACCAACAAGCCCCUCAUCAUCACCAGUGGAGCCUUGGCCGCUCAGCCUCACCCUGAUGAGGAAGAGACGGACGAGAACUCGCCUGGAUGGCCUAAAGACCACCCGUACGGCAAGGGCUUCGAGUCGAACGUGAAGACGUACACGGACCAAGGCAUCCGCAUCUGCUACGUCCGUCUUGCACCGUACGUGUACGGCAGGGAAGGGAGCGGGGUCCGUCUCUACAUGGAAAAGUUCGCCCCUAACGGCGCAGGAUUCUUCAUAAAGCCGGGUACCGCCCUUACUACCACCGUGCAUGUGGAAGACGCUGCUCGCCUGUACCUUCUCAUCGCCGAAAAGGGAAAAGCUGGGGAGUCGUACAAUGCCACUUCCGAGACGGACAUCGAGCAGAAGGCCAUCUCUGAGGCUAUUUGCCAGACGCUAGGUGUGCCUUGCGAGCAGUUCGAGUUGGAGGAGGCGAAGGCCAAGAUGGGGAUGUUUUUGGCGAUGUUCAUGACAGCGAAGUGUCGCGCUUCGAACAAGAAGGCGAGGGAAGAGCUUGGGUGGAGUAUUGAAGCUGAGAAGGGGAUCUUGGAGGAUAUCAAGAGUGGCUCGUAUGCUGAGCUUGCGAAGAAGAUGAAGAAGGAGGCUGCGUAA
Messenger RNA from Didymosphaeria variabile, 951 nucleotides. RefSeq lists its product as uncharacterized. The transcript has a single exon. Lineage: Eukaryota; Fungi; Ascomycota; Dothideomycetes; Pleosporales; Didymosphaeriaceae. The coding region runs from base 1 to 951 and encodes 316 amino acids. The record is from RefSeq and is a predicted model, not a curated record.